GUUAAGUUAGUGUUUGUACUUUCGUCACAAUGACUAGUUACACAUUUUUGUCUCUAUGUUUCUUGACAACAUAUUACAGUUUUGUGUUGUGUGAUUAUUACAAAAAUGAUUCACCUUUACUUAAUUCUCCGUUUAAUAAUGAACAAAUUAAGAAUCAAUUAGACCACAUUCAUAUCACCUACGAGAACAUUCCUACAAUUACACGUGAAAUCUUCAAGAAACUUUCCUUAGUGAAAAAAUUAGAAAUUGAGUUUUGCAAUGUGAAAUCGGUUGAAAAAAAUUCUUUCUGGGGAUUAGAAAACUUACGGAAACUCAGUCUCAAGCACAAUUUACUUACCGAAAUACAAAAUAAUACCUUUUCUGGAACCAACAUUGAAGAAUUGGAUCUAAGUGAUAAUCAAAUUGAAAGGAUCGAAAGUACGGCAUUUGGACAUAUGCACAAUCUGAGAAGCCUCAAGUUGAAAAACAACAGGAUUCAAACUUACCAAAACACGUGGUUUAAAUUAACUCCCAACUUAUGUUCUCUCAACCUCCAAAACAAUUUCAUUACUUCUUUGCCAGCCAGAAUUUUGGAUAGAAGAGGAAUUUGGUCGUGCAGUAUUGACCUAAUUCUUAGUUACAACCGUAUUGAAGAAGUAGAUGAGGAAGCUUUUUCCAAUUACAAAUUUAACAAAUUGUAUUUAGACCAUAAUAACAUUAAUGUUCUUCCUAGCAAGGUUUUCAGCAAUUCGAUUCAAAUUAUGGAUUUAAAACUGAAUAACAAUCGCAUUGUUUGUACUUUACCCGAAAUGAAAACAGUGCAAAGAUACGAUGUGAGUGCUAAUUUGUGGGAUGAAAAAUGUUUGCUGGAAUUUGAAGACAAAAAGGUAACAACUUCCACUCAAGAAGCUAGUACUACUGAAAGGGUCUUCCGUUAUCCUCCUGGUAGAGAUAUUUUUCCACCACCCUUUCACUCCUCUAUGGGUAGAUUUAGAUAUAGAAGUCGACCACCAUAUUAUAUGCGCUUUUAAAAAAUAUUAUCUUGGUAAACUGUGACUAAAUAUUUGUUAUUUAUGAUUGUUGCACCUUUGUAAAAAUAAAUUUACAUUUGAGUUUAA
Molecule: messenger RNA, 1097 nt
Organism: Tribolium madens (black flour beetle)
Lineage: Eukaryota; Metazoa; Arthropoda; Insecta; Coleoptera; Tenebrionidae
Product: leucine-rich repeats and immunoglobulin-like domains protein 3
Exons: 1
Coding region: 30-1010 (326 amino acids)
Molecular function (GO): protein binding
Source: RefSeq, a predicted model, not a curated record